This is a messenger RNA of Saccostrea cuccullata (small rock oyster), 807 nucleotides long. RefSeq lists its product as uncharacterized. Gene Ontology annotation, molecular function: protein binding. The transcript is spliced from 2 exons. Bases 97 to 807 code for a protein of 236 amino acids. NCBI's taxonomy places the organism in Eukaryota, Metazoa, Mollusca, Bivalvia, Ostreida, Ostreidae. The record is from RefSeq and is a predicted model, not a curated record.
AUAUUUGACAAAAGCACUUUUUAUACCAUAAGUCGGGGCUUUAAAACUUUAUUAGGACAUGCCAUUAAUGAUCAGGUUUCCUCCAUGGUUCAGUGAAUGCAGAAUGAAAACACUGUAAUUUAUUUUUGCAUUCAAGCAGAAAGGAGUCUGCAAUAUCUUAAAAUCUGUAAUGGACGAAAGAAUUGUGCAUGGUAUUGCUGGAUUUUUAUAGCAUUUGUUUUUGCAGCAGUGUACGUUCAGGAAAUGAGAUUAAAUGAUCUUAAUAAGGAGGUAUCUAAAUGCGACCGGGAACUGUUUUUAGUCAAGCAGAAAUGGGAAAAUGUAGAAUCGAAAGCACAGACAGAUUGUAAGGAAUCCAUGGAAUUGUCAACUAAACUGAGCAAUCAAAUAGAAACUUUGUCUUACUGCAUGCGUGGUGCUAGAAGAAUAACAGUGUCCUUCUCAGCGACAGUAAGCAGUGUUGAAACACAAACGAUCACGCGACCAAACCAGGUCAUCGUGUUUAAGAAUGUUAUGAAUAAUGUUAGAGACGGAUAUAAUCCUGCAACAGGAAUAUUAACAGUGCCUGUGUCGGGAAAUUACGCCUUAUUCUUUGCUGUUGAAGUACCAGGAAGUACGUAUUUGAGUGUACAUUUGUCCGUUAAUAGUAAAGAUUUUGCAGAGGCCCUAGCAGCAGGAAUUAAUUCAUAUUUUAUCACAGGUUAUCCAAUCUUUGCAAAAAAUGAUCGUGUAUGCGUCAGGUCACAUCCAAACAAUAACAAGAAAGUGGAUAUUCGAUACACUGGCAACAGGAAAACAUGUCAAUAA